CGUCUACAGCAGUGCACAGAAUACGUGUCAGUCUGUCGGUGUUUGGUCGAAUCGCGGAAUCACAAUAAUACCAAGCGAGGGGACGUGUUUCCUAGUGUACGAGGUCGAAGCACCCAACUCACUCUACUUGGGUCGCCGUACUACUGCGCGGCGCUGUACCCAGGGUCCGGGGGCGGCGGCCACACGCCCACGGUCACGGUGGACGCCGGCAUGAGCCUGGCCCUCGCCUCUCUCAUGCCGCCGUCGCUGCCGCUGCUGCCACACGCCGCCGCCGCCGCUGCCGCCGCCGCCUUCCUGCCUUACCAGCAGGCCGCCGCAGUGUGUCCUGCCGGUCCCAGCGGCCUGCCCCGCCACCUGCACGGCCCCUCCCGAGCCCCGCGGCCCUCCGCCUUCACCGUGGAGGAGCUGCUCAAGGACAAGCGGUCCUCCUCGCCCGUGCAGGACACGGACGUGCCGGCCAUCGUGUCCAGCCUGUACGGCCCCGCGCCCAUGGCCUUCCCCCCGCCCCACACCGCCCACUUCUCCCUCCCCCUCCCCUGCCUCCCCCCGCACCUCCGGCCCCCUGCCCCCCGCAACACCCGCUCGCCCCCCCUGCCUCCAGACCCCCCCAGGCGCCCCCCCGCCCCGUCCCCCCCCGUCAGGCCGCCCUACCACCGACACCUCGCCCCAGCCAACCCAGCCACCUCCCCGGCGGACUCCCCGAGGGCCCCGCGCCCCUCCAGCCCCAAGAUGAUCAUUCGCCGCCCCUCCUCCCCCUCCCCCGCCCUGCCCCACCGCACAGGCAGGGUCAAGCGUUUAUCCGCCACAAAGGUCAGGAUAAUUACACCGAGCUCACCUCACUUCCAGCGCGGGUCACAGUAA
Messenger RNA from Eriocheir sinensis (Chinese mitten crab), 861 nucleotides. RefSeq lists its product as uncharacterized. The transcript has 3 exons. NCBI's taxonomy places the organism in Eukaryota, Metazoa, Arthropoda, Malacostraca, Decapoda, Varunidae. The coding region runs from base 211 to 861 and encodes 216 amino acids. The record is from RefSeq and is a predicted model, not a curated record.